CAUCUUUCUGAUCACCAACACAAUAUGUGGUCAUCUCUUUUUGCCGGAACUUUCCAACUUGCAUGACUUCUUGUAACUUAAAACCACCACAUACACACACCUCUCCCUCAAUCAAUUUCUUCCCAAAAAUUAUAUAUGUAAAAUCCCAAUACCCCCUUCAAUUUCACCAUAUUAUCUUCUUGAUUUUGAGCUCCAAAAUUAAAAGAAAAUGGAGGGAAUUUGCACUAGUUGCUUGUACUCUUCAAUAACCCCAUCAAUUGAGUACAAAAGCAGAAGAAAACUCUUGAAUUCCAUUCAAAAAAACCGAACUUCAUUGCCAAGAAUUUGUGCAGUGAGUAGUGUUUCUCCUACACAAAGCCCAUCAGAGAAAACUGGUGCUUUACAAGUGAAGGACAUAUCUAGGAUUAGCGCUUUGGAGCAACUUGAUUUUGAACGUGGUGUUUGCGUUCCCUUUCGCAAAUAUUCCCCUGAAUCUGUGAGAAACAAGGUGUUAGAGUCAAGGGGACAGAUUUUGUCUUUGGUUGGUAGAGGAGUAGAGAUUGUUUGGAAUUUGGGGCUCUAUUGGACUACAUUGGUGUAUGAUUAUUUGGUGGGCCGUGACGAAGAAGUUGUUCCUUUCCGUGCUCGGCAGCUGAGGACUCUGUUGUGUGAUUUGGGACCUUCUUUCAUCAAAGCAGGACAGGUGCUUGCAAAUAGGCCUGAUAUCAUAAGAGAAGAUUACAUGAAUGAACUUUGCAUUCUUCAAGAUGACGUUCCGGCAUUUCCUAAUCAGGUUGCUUUUAACAUCAUAGAAGAGGAAUUGGGCCAGCCUCUUGAAGCUGUUUUCAGCAAAAUUUCUUCAGAAACUAUUGCAGCUGCAAGUUUGGGUCAAGUGUACCGUGCUACUUUACGUGCUUCAGGGGAAGAUGUUGCCAUAAAGGUUCAAAGGCCUCAGAUAGAGCCUAUCAUCUACAGAGAUCUUUUUCUCUUCCGCACUCUGGCUUCAUUCUUGAAUGGCAUCAGUCUACAGAAACUGGGGUGCAACGCCGAGCUUAUAGUUGAUGAAUUUGGUGAGAAGCUAUUGGAGGAGUUGGAUUAUACCUUGGAAGCUCGUAAUAUCGAAGACUUCUUGGAGAAUUUCAAAGAUGACCCUACUGUUAAAAUACCUCGGGUUUACAUACAGCUUUCUGGUCCACGUGUUUUGGUAAUGGAGUGGAUCGAUGGAAUCCGGUGCACCGAUCCACAGGCAAUCAGAGAGGCAGGAAUUGAUAUAGAUGGAUUUUUGACCGUUGGAGUUAGUGCAGCCUUACGGCAGCUACUCGAAUUUGGCCUAUUCCACGGCGACCCUCACCCUGGGAAUGUCUUUGCUAUGCGUGACGGACGCAUUGCCUAUGUGGAUUUUGGCAAUGUUGCUGUGCUCAGUCAGCAAAAUAAACAGAUUCUGAUUGAUGCUGUUGUGCAUGCGGUGAAUGAGGACUAUGGCGAGAUGGCAAAUGAUUUUACCAGGCUUGGAUUCCUAGCUAGUGGAACUGAUGUUGCCCCCAUUGUUCCAGCAUUAGAAGCAAUAUGGCAAAACUCCCUUGAAAAAGGACUUGCUGACUUUAAUUUUAGAAGUGUUACAGGCAAAUUCAAUCAACUAGUUUACAACUAUCCUAUCCGGAUACCAGAAAGGUUUUCUCUCGUUAUUCGUUCUUUAUUGACUCAAGAAGGCAUUUGUUUGACCCUGGAGCCAGAUUUCAAGUUUCUGGAGGUAGCCUAUCCUUAUGUGGCAAAGCGUCUCCUAACAGAUCCUAACCCAGCUUUACGUGAACGCCUUAUACAGGUUCUGUUCAAGGAUGGUCUCUUCCAGUGGAAACGACUGGAGAACCUGAUAACUCUAGCAAAGGAAAACGUCACAAAACUGAGCGAAAACCCUGCAUUUCGAGGGAAUAAUAGAGGAACCAGCAAACAUUUGAAGAUUGAACAGAAACUAGACCUCACUGACACAAUCAAGGAUGGAGCUCGACUUUUCAUACUUGAUGAAGGAAUUCGUAGGCAGCUUCUUCUUGCUUUGACCGAAGACUCCAAGCUUCACAUUGAAGAAGUAGUUGAUGUAUAUAGACUGCUUGAAGACCAGGUAGAUGUACCUUCAAUGGCUUUAGGACUAGCACAAGACUUACCAUCUGUUGCUCGAGAUAUAUUGCUUUCAUGGAGUGCCUCUGUACUAUCAGACCGAUAGUUCCCUUCUGAGUGCAUUCCUCGACGCUGAUAAUAUUUGAAUUUGUUAUCCUUAUGUAAAGUUGAGUUCUCCCUCUUCGCCCUUCCCUUAUUUCUUCUCCUCUUGGUCGCAUUUUCCCCGUGGGAUCUAGGUGGAAUCUCCAAAGUUUUGGGUAAAUAUAUUUGUGUAGUUACAGGGGAAGCAGUAAAGAGAUGAAAGUCGUGUAAUAUGAGAAAUUCGUGUUGAUAACACCAAAUUUUCACAGGUAUGAUGCAACGUGCAAACGUAUCGAAAAGAAAGCAUCAUGUAUAGCAGUGAUUCUUAUACAGUUCUUGUUUGCUGAAAAUCGAGCAUGAUUUUAUUUUGUCUGAAA
Nicotiana tabacum (common tobacco) is the source of this 2549-nucleotide messenger RNA. Its product is annotated as protein ACTIVITY OF BC1 COMPLEX KINASE 1, chloroplastic. Gene Ontology annotation, biological process: protein phosphorylation. Lineage: Eukaryota; Viridiplantae; Streptophyta; Magnoliopsida; Solanales; Solanaceae. The record is from RefSeq and is a predicted model, not a curated record. Gene Ontology annotation, molecular function: ATP binding; protein kinase activity.